Messenger RNA from Penicillium coprophilum, 831 nucleotides. RefSeq lists its product as uncharacterized. Lineage: Eukaryota; Fungi; Ascomycota; Eurotiomycetes; Eurotiales; Aspergillaceae. Gene Ontology annotation, molecular function: oxidoreductase activity, acting on the CH-OH group of donors, NAD or NADP as acceptor. Bases 1 to 831 code for a protein of 276 amino acids. The transcript has 2 exons. The record is from RefSeq and is a predicted model, not a curated record.
AUGGCCCGUACCGCAAUUGUUACAGGUGCCGCGCGUGGAAUUGGUCGAUCUAUAGCACUCCGGUUAGCUCGGGAGGGUUAUUCUGUUGGCGUCAACGAUGUUCACCGGGCCACUUCCGAGAUCAAUGCACUAGUUAACGAAAUAAACAAUAUGGCGCGAAGCAGCGACACGUCGGCAAAAGCUCCCCGUGCACUAGCCAUUCCUGCCGAUGUGUCUUCAACCAAUGCUGUCGCAUCAAUGGUAUCAAAGACUGUCGCUGAAUUAGGGCCGUUGACCCUUAUGAUCGCAAAUGCAGGGAUUGCUCCUGUCAGCCCCGUGCUGCACACAACAAAGGAAGAUAUCGAUAGGAUCUUUUCUGUCAAUUUUGGCGGAGUGUUCAACUGCUAUUCCGAGGCUGCUCGACAAAUGAUUGCCCAGGGUGAUCCUGAGACUGCGGCCGGAGUCAAGAGGUACAAGAUUGUCGGGGCUGCCUCCAUAGCAGCAUUUCGAGCUUUUCCUGGGUGUGGCAUAUACUCUGCGAGUAAGUUUGCAGUACGAGGACUUACACAAGCAAUGGCCGCCGAGAUGGCCCCCCAUAGCAUUACCGUCAAUGCCUACGCCCCCGGUAUUGUUGGUACACCCAUGUGGAGUGAGAUCGACGAAGCCCUGGGUAGGAUUGAGGGGCGUGGCAAAGGAGAGAGCCUAGAACUUUACAGCAAAAGCAUUGCCUUGGGACGGACAAGUGUUCCAGAGGAUGUUGCCGGUCUGGUUGGCGGGUUUCUUGCUAGCCAAGAUUCAGAUUAUGUGACCGGCCAAACGAUCGUGGUGGAUGGAGGUAUUGUAUUUACUUGA